Messenger RNA from Penicillium canariense, 282 nucleotides. RefSeq lists its product as uncharacterized. The record is from RefSeq and is a predicted model, not a curated record. The coding region runs from base 1 to 282 and encodes 93 amino acids. The transcript has a single exon. Lineage: Eukaryota; Fungi; Ascomycota; Eurotiomycetes; Eurotiales; Aspergillaceae.
AUGCCCCCCGACCCCACCUGGACCUGGAGCUUUGCAGCGGUGGCGCAGCCAGAUGCGGCAAGCACAAGAAAAGGAGGUGCGCGAGAUCGGGAUGCCCGACCAGACACCCCGGUCGACGAUGCGAGAAUGCGGGUUAUCGGAGAGGGGUCCGCGCCCAGAUGCAUCCGCUUCACCAGUGUGAUUGGCGCAGUCACCCUGUGUGGUAGCAAUAGGCGAGGCUCUCUGAGCGCUUCGCAGCAAGACCGAGUCAUCCAAACAAACCGACGGCUGCGGCGCAACUAG